Messenger RNA from Solea senegalensis (Senegalese sole), 5170 nucleotides. RefSeq names its product F-box protein 38 (gene fbxo38). Lineage: Eukaryota; Metazoa; Chordata; Actinopteri; Pleuronectiformes; Soleidae. Gene Ontology annotation, biological process: protein K48-linked ubiquitination; SCF-dependent proteasomal ubiquitin-dependent protein catabolic process. The record is from RefSeq and is a predicted model, not a curated record. Gene Ontology annotation, cellular component: cytoplasm; nucleus. Bases 234 to 3827 code for a protein of 1197 amino acids. The transcript is spliced from 21 exons. Gene Ontology annotation, molecular function: protein binding.
ACGAAGAAGAAGCAGAACAACAAGAAGAAGUAGUACAAGUAGAGGAACAGAUGAUAACACAGCUCAGUAUUUAACAGUAACGCUCCUGCUCGCAUAAAAUGGACGCAGAACAACACCACAGCAGCUGUGGAAGAAAAACACAGAUCUGAGUUCAUGCGUGUCAGGAGACCUUAAGGCUGCAGGAGGGUGUAGGUCAGUGUGUGAGUAGAAGCUGGAGCACUGAUAGAGAACCCAUGGGUCCAAGGAGGAAAUCACCGAAACUCCAGCCGGUCGGGAGCAGCGGUGUAGGGACAGUGUUCCCAAGUCCCAGUGAGUCCAAGGAUUACAUCAACGAGCUGUCCCAUGAAGUCCUCUGUCACAUAUUCAGGUACCUUCCCAUGAAGGACAUCAUGUGUAUGGAGAGUCUUUCCAGAAAGCUUCGGGAAGCUGUGACAUUGUACCUGCGAGUGGUCAAAGUAGUUGAUCUAUGUGCUGGUCGCUGGUGGGAGUAUAUGCCUUCAGGCUUUACAGACAGCAGUUUUCUUCUCCUGUUGAAGAAGAUGCCAGAUUUGGAGCAACUAUACGGCCUCCACCCUCGAUACCUGGAGAGGAGAAGAGUUCGAGGCUAUGAGGCUUUUAGUAUACCAGGAGUACUGGAGGCACUUCAAGCCUGCCCAAAUCUGCUGGGUGUGGAGACGUCACAUCUGGAGCUGGUGGAAGCCAUAUGGAACUACAUGCCCCAGGUUCACAUACUGGGAAAGUUCCGCAACCGCAACGGUGCUUUUCCCAUUCCUGCUGAGAACAAACUGACCAUCCCCAUAACUGCAAAGAUCCAGACCCUUCAUCUUGUGGGUGUGAAUGUCCCAGAGAUUCCCUGUAUAUCCAUGCUGCGCCACCUUUACCUGAAGUGGGUCCGGUUCACCAAACCACAACCGUUCAAGGACUUUCUGUGUGUGAGCUUGCGUACCUUUGUCAUGCGGAACUGUGCGGGGCCCACCAACUCCCUCAAAUAUGUUCCCCUGGUUACUGGUUUGGCAUCAGCAAGAAACCUGGAGCAGCUGGAGCUGGUGAGAGUUCCCUUCCUGGGAGGGUUGAUUCAACAUGUGGUGGAGGACAGUUGGCGGUCAGGAGGAUUUCGGAACCUCCACACCAUUGUCUUUGGAGCCUGUAAGAACGCGCUGGAAGUGGACUUGGGCUACCUCAUCAUCACUGCUGCACGCAGGCUUCACGAGCUGCGUAUUCAGCCUUCUCUGACCAAGGAUGGAGUCUUUUCAGCUCUCAAAAUGGCUGAAUUGGAGUUUCCGCAGUUUGAAACACUUCAUCUGGGUUUUGUGGAUGAGUUCCUGCUACAGUGUAAGAUGAGUCAUUCAGAGCUGGUGAAGUAUGGUCUGGCUGAUGUCAUUGAAAACCCAGGCAUCAUCACUGAUAUUGGCAUAAAGGUGGUGAAUGAGGUGUUCACUAACAUCAAAUACCUGCUCAUCUACAACUGUCCUCACCUUCAUAACCCUCACCACUGGAUCACAGAUCAGUCCAGGUGGAGCCGCCUUGUUGAUCUUACCCUUGUCCGCUGUCACGCUAUCAAACUGGAAUCCUUCUCCCAGUUCAUAGAGUUACUGCCCAGCCUGGAGUUCAUCUGUCUGGACCAGAUGUUUAGAGAACCACCCAAGGGCUGUGCCAGGGUGGGUCUGAGUGCAGGAACUGGUAUCGGCGUGUCUUCAGCACUGGUCAGCAACCAGAACUCCAACAAUGACAAUGAGAACAACAACAACCAUCACCACCACAACAACAACAACAACGAGGCCAACCUGCCCCCUGCACCCCCACCUGUCAACAACAAUCAAAGGCAGCAGCAGCCACAGCAGCCACAGCAGCACAAUGCACCAGUUGAAGUAAAUGGGAUGGAAGAUGAUGAGGAAGAAGAGGAGGAGGAAGUGAUCUUGGAGGAGGACAACAUGGAGGCUGAGCCUCAGCUAGGGCUAAAAGGAGGAGACCGGGAAGUGAGAGUGGGAGAAGCAGACGUGGCUCCAGGGACUAGCCACAAAUCUGGAACAGCACAACCCCCUGAUGAGGAGCAAGCAGGUCCUAGUGGUUUAGUCCAGCAGUGCAGACCUGCAAGUGCUGCUCUUCCCAAGCCGCCGGUGGUUAUCUCAGACUCCGACAGUGAGGAAGAGGAAGGUCUUGUUUCAAGGCUGAUGCCAGCUUCCUGUUUGCAGCAGCCAGCCUCCUGUACAGAAGGUAAAGGAAAGACUCCUCUGCGGCGGAGCAACACUACAGCUGAUCCGACGAAGGCUCGGGUGUCAAACAGCAGCUGUGAAAAAAGCUGCCAAGUGACCAGUGAACAGAUCAAGGCAGACAUGAAGGCUGCUGCUGAAAACAGUAGAAGGACCAACAGCAAAGGAAUCACGACUGAGGCUCGGGACAGCACUCAGAGGAUGGACAGUGGGACGUUUCAGGGUUCUGCCAGUGCUGGUUCAGCACCAAGGCCUGGAGUGAGGCCAGUGAUUGGCUCUGUUGUCAGAACUGGAGCCGGGGCAGCCACAUCCAGGCCUUUGGGUGGAUGUGGCAGGGUGGUGGUGGGGACAAGCCAUAGAACAACUGCAACCAACGACAGAGCUACAGGAACUGGCAGGACUAAUGAUAGAACAGUGGGCCCUUCUGGAGCAGAGACUGGGGACAGUUGCACAAGGGAAGCAGGGGUGCGGCUGAACUCUAGUCCUCCUGGUGUGGACAGUUCAGAUGUCAGAGGUGCUGUUGUAAACAAUGCUUCCAGGAGACCAGCAGGACUGGUUGGACAGGGACAGGGAGAGAGGCAAAAUGUCCCUGCUAUUGAUUUAAGUUCACACAGUGAAGUUACAGAUGAGAACUUUGUUCCUCGUCGACCUUUGACACGGUCGCGCACUCGUACGUCAUCUGUCUCCCUGGUACCUGAGACAGAUCUCCCAAGAGCCAGGACUCGCGUGGCAGUGAGGAGGAAACGAACGGCUGACAAAUCAACCAGCACCUCAGACCCAGUCACUGAGGAUGACCAUGUGCAGAUUUUGUCACUAAAAAGUAAGAAUCUGGUAGGCAUCACUUUGACCAACUGUGGGAUCACUGACCUGGUUCUCAAAGAUUGCCCCAAGAUGAUGUUCAUCCAUGCCACCAGAUGUCGAGUGCUGAAGCAGCUGACAGUAGAAAGUGCCCCCAUAGUGAACAGAUUUGAUUAUGCUCAGUGUAAGAAGCUGGACAUGGAGCAGGUACUGGAUCAGAUCUUAAGAAUGCCUCCAGAGAGAAACCGCAUCAUCUACAUGCGCCCUAUGCACCAGAUCGACACAGUAGCAUUGGAGCGUCAGCUCUUCCAGGGGCCAUAUCCCUACCACAUAGCUAUUGUGCACGAGUUCAGCAACCCUCCGAACAUUCGGAACAAGGUUCGCAUUCGCAGCUGGAUGGACACCAUAGCCAACAUCAGCCAAGAGUUGAUCAAGUAUGAGUUCUUCCCAGAAGCAACCAGGACAGAGGGGGAUGUCAAGAAGUAUCCCAGAUACCCCUGGGGCAGAGACAUCUACACACUGGAAGGGGCAGUGGAUGGCGCCCCCUACAGUAUGAUAACAGACUUUCCCUGGCUGAGGACUCUGAGAGCAGCUGAUCCUAACUGCUACGCUCGCUAUGACUUUGAGGACGAUGAAAGCUCCACCAUUUACGCCCCGCGGCGUAAAGGCCAGCUGUCUGCUGACAUUUGCAUGGAGACCAUCGGUGAAGAGAUCUCAGAGCGACGACAGAGCAAAAGAGGAGUGUUUCAGAGAGUGGUGGUCCUCUUCCUUCAUCACUGUGAUACACCAGGAGAACCUGUGGAUGAUGACUACAUCUAGAGAGCAGGAAUCACUGUCCGUCACAUCAGAGGGGUCCCUGGACUGAUGCUUGGUCACACUACAGCACAGCCUGAGCUACUACAACACUUGGUUUGAUGUAGAAAUACAGAUUAUUUACUGUGGGAUCUUUGAGUCACUGCUGCACACAUGACAACUCAGGCUUCAUUAGCUUCAUGGACAAGGGAUAACUACAGUAAAGGGGCACAGGGGGGCGCUGGUAAGCUUGAUUAAGCAGGAGUGAGUUGAAGGGACUUAGUAUAAACCCUCCAAAGAAUAUACACUGUUGUGAUUUAGGUGAUUAAAACCAGAUUAUAAUAAUUGUGGAGCCUUUUCAGAGAAACUGAUCAUCCUGUGUAUUUUACUUGUAUGUUUCCUUAUAGUUUGAGCUGAAUCUUCAGGUGUGUUUGAGGCAUCUACCAAAAAUUCUCAGAUAAUGUAAGAAUUGAAGCAAAGUAACGGGAACUCCAGUGGUAAAUUCAGCAUAACAGCAGAUUUCACAGGGGCUUUUAACAUGAGCCAUCAGUCUCUGGUGUAGUCCUGUUCCAAAUCUUGAUGCUGAGCUCCUCUGUCCACUGUGACAUGACCAAUGACACAGAAACUGUGCUUUAUAAUCCAGAUUUUGAGGUUUUCCUCCAGAGGAGAUGAAUUUGUCAGUCAAGGAUCGAGACAGAUAUUCAUUCCAGACAGAGCAAACAAGUAAAGUAAAACCGCUGUGGAUCAACUGUUGUUUGACCCACUGAUCACAGAUGGGAUUAUUUGACCAAAUCCUUUCCAUUGAAAGUGAAUGUGUAUCACAUCAACCCCAUGAUGCAGCUCAUGUUCUGACUCAGCCCUCAGUUUGCUUUAACUUGCAGUAGUUGCCACUGACUCAGCAGCACAUGUAGCUCUGGUCAGACAUGUCCAUUAAUAUGAGAAUCAGAAUUAAUCUUCAGCUGCUCUGUUGUUUGAAUUCUGAGGAUAUAUUUUUGAAUGAUUGCCCCAAACUGUUCAAAAGCCUUUUUCAAGGUUUAAUUUCCUCUUCUGUCAUCUUAAAGGAACCAGAGAAUUGGUUGGCUGAUGAAAGGCUGCCAUGUAUUCAGACAGAUUUGUUCUGCAGUGCCUUGCUAGGUUCAGGAUGUUGGUUUUUCUCACAUCAGAAAGAUUAACGUUGUUUAAAAAUGAACAGAAACUGCUGUGUGCAGGUUGAAUGGACUCGAUUUGAACGAGAGCCUGCCCUUCUGUGUGUACCAACAGCUGUACAGAUGUUAAUGGAUGAUGAUAUUCAUCCAUCCAUGGUGUUUAUAUGUUUAUAAAGAAAGAACAAGACUAUUUCACAUACUGAAAAAUAAAAUAAUUGGGAGAAA